Molecule: messenger RNA, 708 nt
Organism: Myxocyprinus asiaticus (Chinese sucker)
Lineage: Eukaryota; Metazoa; Chordata; Actinopteri; Cypriniformes; Catostomidae
Exons: 4
Coding region: 28-708 (226 amino acids)
Source: RefSeq, a predicted model, not a curated record
UUUGGUGCAGAGAGAGACAAUGAGACCAUGUCAGUGGGAGUGAUGGAGGGAGAUUCAGUCACUUUACACAGUGAUUUUAAAGAAAUCAAGAGAAAUGAUUACAUCAUGUGGAUGUUUGGACCUGACAGUGCAGACAUUCGCAUAGCUGAAAUAUUUAAAUGGUCCUAUAUGCUCUCCAUAUAUGUGUGCGACAAGGGGCGAUUCAAAGACGCACUGCGACUGGACCAUAAAAAUGGAUCUCUGACCAUUAAGGAUAUCAGAAUCGAAUACUCCGGCCUUUAUAAAUUAGCCAUCAUUAACAAAAGAAAGACUUCAUACAAGAGAUUCAGUGUUAAAGUCUAUGCUCCUCUGCCCACUCCAGUCAUUACCAGGGACUCUUCACAAACACAAAAUUCUCAAGCAUCAGAAAGAUCUUCAGGCUCAAAGUGUGUCUUGCUGUGCUCUGUGAGGAAUGUAACACAGGUGACUCUCUCUUAUUACAAAGGCAGCGGUUUAAUCUCCAACAUCAGUGGCUCUGCUCUCAACAGCACCCUGUCUCUACCUCUGGAGGUGGAGUAUGAUGAUAAAAACAUGUACAGCUGUGUGGUGAAUAAUGCCAUCAGCAGCCAGAAUGCACAUGUCAACAUUACAGAUCUCUGUUGGCAGUCGAGGCAGUUCGACAACACUGAAGGAAACGUAGAAAAGCAGAACAAGAGGGAUUUUGGUUGA